ACUGCAAAAAGUCACCUUUACUAUAUAAACAGGUGUUCGCCCCACCUUUUGCAAACACGCUUCCAUCACUCCAUUCUUCACGGACAAACGCUUCAUCAUGAUUGCACAAGUGAUUUUUUGCUUCAGACUCAUCAAUUGCGUUUCGGAAAUCGCCGGGCUCUGCCUUACGGGCUAUUUUCUUGUCGGGCUCCUUCUUGAACUCUCAGUCCAGGCAGAAUCUACCACCAUGGACUUGAACGUUGUUCAAAUCAAAGAAUACUACUCUGGCCCCUUUGGGGCUGAACCCGAGAUUCAGAAUCACAGUGGAAACAUCUAUGCUGAUUUCAUCCCUGUUCAUAUUGUUGCUGCCUCUGCUGCCCCUCAUCCCAAAUAUUCAAAGACCACAGAAACGGACUGCUCUUUUGUCUCCUCUCCAUCAAGCGACGGUAGCAUUUUGGAAUUGUCCGAUGGGGACACUGGUGCUUCUUCCGUUCUUUCUUUCAACUCAGACUCUAAGCUUGGCUCCUCGGCAGGUUCUUCUAUGAAGCCAGCCGUAGUUGUAGACUACAUUGAGACUGAUGAGAUCAAAAGAACGCGAGGAAUAUUGAUCCCGGACAAUAAUUCUAUUUUCAAUGGAGAAUCUAAGAUCUCCAAAGUAGAAACCACCGCUCUGCUGCCUGCCGCUAACCCAGAUAUUGACAUGGAGUCUGGGUGGCAAGUUCAGGGAAGAAAGCGCCAAAAUUGCCACAGGAGGACUGGCACAAAAGUGGAGACAGUUUCGCGGACUUCUGGAAAGAAACUCGCCAGUGGGCCAGAAUCUCCUGUCUCCCAAUCUUCCCUUUCUAAGAACCCUUUUCUUGUUUUGGCCGACAUCGAUGAGAACGACUAUCAGGAACCACGCCCAAGCAGACCACACAAGAAAGUUCCUGGAAAUCUCGAGCUCUCUUCCCUUGAAAACGUGAGUCCUGGUAUUUCUGCGGCUAUGGAUCUGGCUGUGGACAACUACGAGGCUCUGACCAAAAAUUCAGUCACCAAUUCGAUGGAUAUUGCCUGUGAAACUAUUGAUGAGAAAGCCCUGGGACUCAGCCAGGAUUUGCUUGAGGGAUCACCCCCAGACGCGGAAGAGGAUCCACAUAUGGGCUCCAAAAAAAGUCGGAACUACUGUUGAAAUGUCUGAUACUUUGGUAUCUAAUAUUUCUGAUGAUGGUUGGAAAGUUCAAGGCAGAAAACGCAGAAAUUCCAGGAAAAGACCUGAACGGAGCGUCAUUAUGGCGACAACAACGGGAUCAAUCCUGACUGAUCAAAAGGGUUCCUUGGGGUCAACCCCAUCAAUGAAAAAUACCUCCUCUAAUUUGAAUCCUUUCCUGGUGUUGGCUGAAAUAAGCGA
Messenger RNA from Metschnikowia bicuspidata var. bicuspidata NRRL YB-4993, 1366 nucleotides. RefSeq lists its product as uncharacterized. Bases 98 to 1147 code for a protein of 349 amino acids. The record is from RefSeq and is a predicted model, not a curated record. The transcript has a single exon. NCBI's taxonomy places the organism in Eukaryota, Fungi, Ascomycota, Pichiomycetes, Serinales, Metschnikowiaceae.